Glycine soja is the source of this 1360-nucleotide messenger RNA. RefSeq names its product transcription factor MYB20-like. The coding region runs from base 173 to 1174 and encodes 333 amino acids. The transcript has 3 exons. The record is from RefSeq and is a predicted model, not a curated record. NCBI's taxonomy places the organism in Eukaryota, Viridiplantae, Streptophyta, Magnoliopsida, Fabales, Fabaceae.
UAUCCCACCUUGUUAUGUGCAUAUUCUUAGGAACUCUAAGUCUCCCUCCCCCCUCUCUCUUUCUCUCGCUCUCUCUCUCACUAUAUCAAUAUUAAUAUGAACCUCUCUCAAUUCAAUUCCAGAUAGACUUUGUUGGCAUUUGAGUUUUGUUGAAUUUCACCAAAAAAAAAAAAUGGGAAGGCAACCUUGCUGUGACAAAGUGGGGUUGAAGAAGGGGCCAUGGACUGCAGAGGAGGAUAAGAAACUCAUCAAUUUCAUCCUCACUAAUGGUCAAUGUUGCUGGAGAGCUCUCCCUAAACUAGCAGGGCUGCUAAGGUGUGGAAAAAGUUGCAGGCUCAGGUGGACAAAUUACCUGAGGCCAGACCUGAAGAGAGGCCUUCUAUCAGAAUAUGAAGAGAAAAUGGUCAUUGAUCUUCAUGCUCAACUUGGCAAUAGAUGGUCUAAGAUUGCUUCUCAUCUCCCAGGAAGAACCGAUAAUGAGAUCAAGAAUCACUGGAAUACCCACAUAAAGAAAAAGCUCAAGAAAAUGGGAAUUGAUCCUGUUACUCACAAGCCACUUUCCAAUAAAACUGAGGAAACUCAAGCCCAACCAGAUGAACAAACCCAUCAACCAUUGCAAGAACAACAACAACAACAACAACAACAUCAACAUCAACAACAACCUAUCCCAGUUGAGAAAGACCUCAAAUUUGAACCUGAAAAGGAGCAAAACAGGGAGCCAGAGACUUCAGUUGAAUCAUCAACCAUCACUGAAGAAGUUAAGGAGGAAGACCAAAUCAUGACACCCCUAUUUGACUCAUGGGAACUAAUGAAUGAGUUCUGCACUGAUGAAGCUCCCAUAAUAGAACCAAAUGAGAUUCUAGUUCCUUCUGCUCCUUCUUCCACUUCACCAACCACUACUACUAUAUCAUCUUCAACAUCAACAUCCUCUUAUUCAAAUUCAUCCAACUUCCUUGAAGACCUGCUGCUCCCAGAUUUGGAGUGGUCUGAUGAUUACAAUGAUACUAAUUUUGACAACAAUAGCAGCAUGGCCUUGUGGGAUGAUGACUUUAUUGGAAGUUGGAAUUCGCUUAUUAAUGGUGAUGGUGAUAGAAAGCAAGUGUUUGACGCUCCUAUCAAUCAGUACCCAAGAGUGAUCAUGGAUUCAGAUUCUUGGGACUAUGGCUUGUUUUGAUUUGAAAAUUAUUUUUCCUCUCCCCACUGCUUACUUGUAAUGUGCUUGUAAGUUGUUGCAAAGAAUAAAGUAAAUCAGGAUUCUUGUUUAGUAUAUUUAUAUCCACUUUUUUGUUCCCCAACUUUUCACCCUAUAAUAAAGGGAAACGAUAUCUUGUAUAUGGUAGUGCAAAGGUGUUAAUUUGUU